Microthlaspi erraticum is the source of this 456-nucleotide messenger RNA. The record is from the annotation of a GenBank genome assembly. NCBI's taxonomy places the organism in Eukaryota, Viridiplantae, Streptophyta, Magnoliopsida, Brassicales, Brassicaceae.
AUGUUUUCCUUGACGGAAGGAGAAUGGAUAGAGAUUUCGAGAUUCAAAAUAACAAAGGACAAUUGGAUCUGGUGGGAUUACAAGAUCGCUAAUGACAGAUACAUGAUCACGAUGUAUAAUGACACACAAAUCCGCCCAAUAGAUCCUCUUUCCGACCGUGAAUUCUACUACUUUACUGAUUUUGAAGAUGUAAUCAGUGGAGAUUACGAUGACUCAUAUUAUAUAGAUCUCAUCGGACAGAUUUCAUACAUGGGGAAACUUUCACCUAUGCCAGACACUCUUAACGAACGUAGAUCAAUUCCGUUUCAAAUUAAAAACGAGAGGAAUUUUCAACUAUAUUGCCUCGCUCACGGAAAAUUUGCUGAGGAAUUGAAUGAGAAAUGGAAAUCGACGAACCGUGCAAACGUGAUAGCGGUGUUAAGCGAAUGGAGGAUUAGACGUUCAAAGCGUGAGUAA